AUGUUUGGAUUUGGACACAACAACAACUACGAGCAAGACCACCAACAGGUCUAUGGUGAACAACAUGAGGGAAAGUUUUCUCAUGAAUUGGUCGCAGGUGCUGCGUCCUUCGAAGCCGCAAAAGUUUUUGAGGACAGACAAAGAAGAGAAGGAAAACCAGUAUCUCAUAAGUUUGCCAAAGAAAUGAUCGCGGGUAUUGCCGGUGCUGAGGUCGACAAGUUGUUUGAGACCAAAGGUUUGGACUACUUAGACAGAGACGAAGCCAAACGUAAUGCUCAAAGCUACGCAGAGCUGAACUACGACAACCAUUAUGGUAACCAAAAUGAGUGGCACCCAGACAGUCGUCCACCAUUUGACUACCAAUCUGACAGAUACAAUUACAAUUGA
Messenger RNA from Debaryomyces hansenii CBS767, 387 nucleotides. RefSeq lists its product as uncharacterized. Lineage: Eukaryota; Fungi; Ascomycota; Pichiomycetes; Serinales; Debaryomycetaceae. The record is from RefSeq and is a predicted model, not a curated record. The coding region runs from base 1 to 387 and encodes 128 amino acids. The transcript has a single exon.